AUGAAAUCUUUGCCAAAUCCAAAGCCGAAACCAUCAAUCCCCUCGAAAGAUAAAAUGGUGUAUUCAAGGACCAAUAGUAGAAAAAGAGCAAGAACCGACGUUUCAAAGCAAGGUGAUUUUGACGACGAUGUUGACAACGCAAUGGAAUUCAUAAGAAAGAUCUUGCUGGCCAAAUCGUUAGAGAUUGAGAGACUCAAAGCACAAAUUGAACAAAUGAGCUCGGCGUCCAGUGCAGCUAUGUCAAGAUUCCAGCAACUAUCCGAUGAUAAUGCAGCUCUGAAGAAAGAGAACAAAGAUCAAGCCGAGACAAUUCAGAACUAUCGAUUCCAGUUAUCAAGCACCAGAAAUGAAGAUGGACUAUUCAAGAUCUUUAGCGAAAAUUUAUAUCUGAUUGACUUUUCAGUACCGUAUUUCGAGAAGGAUCUCUUGAUGGCGUGGUACGAGGAUAAACUACGGUCUCUCUGA
This is a messenger RNA of Botrytis byssoidea, 465 nucleotides long. RefSeq lists its product as uncharacterized. Lineage: Eukaryota; Fungi; Ascomycota; Leotiomycetes; Helotiales; Sclerotiniaceae. The record is from RefSeq and is a predicted model, not a curated record. The coding region runs from base 1 to 465 and encodes 154 amino acids. The transcript is spliced from 3 exons.